Molecule: messenger RNA, 786 nt
Organism: Xylaria bambusicola
Lineage: Eukaryota; Fungi; Ascomycota; Sordariomycetes; Xylariales; Xylariaceae
Exons: 2
Coding region: 87-485 (132 amino acids)
Source: RefSeq, a predicted model, not a curated record
GUCGUACUCAAAAUGAUGAUGACUAAUCCCGGUAUACAUAGCAACGAGUUUACCAAAUCGUUCUCACGAAUUCGGUGCUUCAAGAUAUGCACCUCCAGGGUAACUUUCAGCUGGAUCAUCUACGAAUCAAUGCAACGCAGGAGAACUCAGAAGUCAAGAUAUCCCUUUGCCUACAGGGUGCUCCAUACUCCAGUGGUAUCCAUGUCCUUCCAAUCAGCGGCUUCCCGAGGCGUCUGAUAUCCGAGGAUGGCCGCGGCGUGCAUCAAGCUGUCGUCUCUAUGAACAACCGCUCAACAAUUCAGCGACAGCCAAGUUUCAUCAGCACUGAUCCAUCUAACAGGAGCACUACUCCUACAACAUCUACAUCGAUGUCCUUUUCGCCUUCGCGAGGUGAGACGCCGGUCAGCCCGCCUUUUAGUCGAGAUUCGUUCGAGAAAUCGUCCUUGGCACGCAAUGUGAAUGAUUUACCAGAACUUGAGGGCUGAGUGAUCCUCAUAAGGUUUGUAAGACAAUUUGUCCUUUUAGAAAACUAUUGGGAAUAUUGGCUACGAGAGCUUCUCCGGCGGCUAUUUCAUGUAAAAUUUUGUUCGUUCGUUCGUAUAAUAGUCAGUAUUAGUUACAUGCUUAUGAUCUCUUACUCUAUAUCUCUCUUGUAUGUUAGCCAUUCUGUUAGCAGCAUCGUCACAUCCCAGGCUUUAGCCAUCAAUGUCAAGACUCUUUACCUCUAUCCAGGCUUCUAUUAAACCAUUUGGUAGUUCUAUAAUCAAAAAUGGUUGGAAGAAUAAU